GCCUAGGGGAAAGCAAGAUGGCGGCGCACCUGUCCUACGGACGAGUGAACCUGAACGUGCUGCGCGAAGCGGUGCGUCGCGAGCUGCGAGAGUUCCUGGACAAGUGCGCGGGCAGCAAGGCAAUAGUUUGGGACGAGUACCUCACAGGACCAUUUGGACUGAUUGCACAGUAUUCACUACUGAAGGAACAUGAAGUGGAAAAAAUGUUCACGCUUAAAGGAAGUCGUUUGCCAGCAGCUGAUGUCAAGAAUAUUAUUUUUUUUGUCAGACCCAGGCUGGAAUUGAUGGAUAUAAUUGCUGAAAACGUGCUCAGCGAAGACAAACGUGGCCCAGCAAGAGAUUUCCACAUUUUGUUUGUGCCACGACGAAGUUUGCUGUGUGAACAGAGGCUGAAGGAUCUGGGUGUCUUGGGAUCCUUUAUUCACAGGGAGGAGUACAGCCUAGACCUCAUUCCAUUUGACGGGGAUCUCUUAUCCAUGGAGUCAGAGGGUGCGUUCAAAGAGUGCUACCUGGACAGCGACCAGACGAGCUUGUACCACGCGGCCAAGGGGCUGAUGACCCUGCAGGCUCUGUACGGGACAAUCCCCCAGAUCUUUGGGAAAGGAGAGUGUGCCAGGCAAGUGGCCAAUAUGAUGAUCAGGAUGAAGAGAGAGUUUACAGGAAGCCAAAAUUCAAUAUUUCCUGUUUUUGAUAAUCUCUUGUUGCUUGAUCGAAAUGUGGAUUUACUGACGCCUCUUGCCACUCAGCUUACAUAUGAAGGACUCAUUGAUGAAAUUUAUGGCAUUCAGAACAGUUAUGUGAAGUUACCUCCGGAGAAAUUUGCUCCUAAGAAACAGGGCGAUGGUGGGAAGGACCUUCCCACAGAAGCAAAGAAGCUUCAGCUGAAUUCUGCAGAGGAGCUGUACGCUGAGAUCCGCGACAAAAACUUCAACGCGGUGGGCUCCGUGCUCAGCAAGAAAGCGAAGGUGAUCUCCGCAGCGUUUGAGGAGAGGCACAACGCCAAGACGGUCGGGGAGAUCAAGCAGUUCGUGUCCCAGCUGCCCCACAUGCAGGCAGCGAGGGGCUCGCUGGCAAACCACACGUCCAUCGCAGAGCUAAUCAAAGACGUUACCACCUCUGAAGACUUCUUUGAUAAACUCACAGUGGAGCAGGAGUUUAUGUCUGGAAUAGACACUGAUAAGGUCAACAGCUACAUCGAAGACUGUAUUGCCCAGAAGCACCCGCUCAUCAAGGUGUUAAGACUGGUGUGCCUCCAGUCCGUGUGCAACAGCGGACUGAAGCAGAAGGUUUUGGAUUAUUACAAAAGAGAGAUUCUCCAGACGUACGGCUAUGAGCACAUACUGACCUUAUACAACCUAGAGAAGGCCGGCCUGCUGAAACCACAGACGGGGGGCAGAAACAAUUACCCAACGAUCCGGAAAACGUUACGCCUCUGGAUGGACGACGUAAACGAACAGAACCCCACGGACAUAUCGUACGUGUACAGCGGCUACGCCCCUCUCAGCGUGCGGCUGGCCCAGCUGCUCUCCCGGCCGGGCUGGCGAAGCAUCGAGGAGGUUCUCCGCAUACUCCCAGGGCCCCACUUCGAAGAACGGCAGCCGCUGCCCACGGGACUGCAGAAGAAACGUCAACCGGGAGAAAACCGAGUCACUCUGAUAUUCUUCCUCGGGGGCGUGACCUUUGCCGAAAUCGCCGCCCUGCGCUUUCUCUCCCAGCUGGAGGAUGGUGGCACGGAGUAUGUCAUUGCCACCACAAAACUGAUGAACGGGGCCAGCUGGAUUGAGUCUCUGAUGGAAAAACCUUUCUAGGGUGAUCAGCGUCGACUUGUGUCACCAAAUAAGCUCCCGCCACAAGGGAGGGAAGCCUCACUGAAGAGAAACAGAAGAAUACAGACUUUACUUCGGGGGUCAGCUCCUUAAAUUACAUGACUUUCCCCUUCCUGCUUCUCUCUUGUGUUUCUAAUUUCUGGAAGAAAGAAGACCAGAAGAGAACCAACCUGGGUAAAAGAAACACCAGCUAUUAAGUCCAAAGCUCAGGAUCUUCCUUAGAGACGUCUGGAAACCUGCGAGGACGGUAGGAUGGAGACCCUACAGCUGCACACGGGGGCCAGUUCUUGAAAUCAGAAGGCAGGGACGGAGGAAGUGAACGUGAAAACUAGGAAGUCUCCCCGCUGGUAAACGGUACUGCCUUUCCCGGAGGCACGUCACGCCCGGGGCAGUGGCUGGGUGUUGGGGCAAGAGCUAGGCUUCUCACGGAGCUGAGAUUUCUUUCUCCUGCCGCAUGGCACAUCACAUUUGGUGUCACCGUCGUCUGCCUUAUCUGACCAUUAGGCAAGUGUUGUUUCUUCCGCUUUCUGCUUUCAGUUCCUCUGCUUUGAUGAAGCAAGAGGUGUGGAGAGACUUCUUUCUCCAAAUCAAAGUUAAUCUGUGUCUGUGUGACCAGCUAAAUUCCUGGGGCUCCCGUACUUAUCAGGGGCUUUUUACAUUGAGGGGCAUGAGAAUUGGGGAGCAGCUUCCUGAGAAUUUUCUUAGACGCUUUUCCAGGACACUUGCUUAGCACACGUGUUACUCCAAGAUGUUUCCAUGGUAGGUGCCUCCACCGGGGCUUCCGUUUUCUUCCCUGGCCUCCAGCUCGUCCCCCCGGGAGCACUGGUGAGUCUUCCUUUGGCCUUUGCCAACAUCCUCGCCCCGGUAACUGCCCCGAAUACUUCUGUGCGGCCACUGCAUGCUCAGCCUCUGGCAAAGCACAGCUCUGCUUCAGUCCCUGGUCCAGUGACCUCAGCCUCCUGUGGGGCAGCUUGUCUGUGGUCUUGGAGAGCAGCUGCUCUUGCUGGAGACGGUUAGCAGCUGUGGGGCAGAGGAGCCGGAUGUUGGUGGAGAGGCUGGAACUGAGUGUGCUUUCCCUGCCUCCCUCCUGCUCUGUCCCAACAUCUGGAAGAGUUAAAUCCAAGAAGGGGACCAAAUUGAUGGCUUCAUAGCCCUCGCACAGCCUCCCCUCUGCUGGGGGAUCGCAGUCGGCAUCCCUUCUCGGGCAAGGUGUGGUUUCUGUGACUAGUUAGUAACCAUACAUGUUUUUUUUCCACUUUGUUUCAUUAAUGAAAUUCUGUUAGCACAUUGCAUGUUAUGAGUGAAAGAGAAAUUCUAUAAUGAAAAAAUCUCUUAAGAAUGAGAUGUAGAAAAGGUCGUAUUUAAGAGAUUUCUUUCUCGUGCAUUCAAUUUGGCCUUGACCUUCAGUAUUUGGAAAGUGGUCUUUUAAAAAAACUAUUCCUGUUUUAGAAAAUCCUUUUUCAAAUACUUACUAUCCCAGGGAGAUCAUUUAUACCUCCCAGCCCCAGCCGUUGUCAGUUUCAGCUGCCUUAGAGAAUGAAAACACCUUGCCCCUCAGUGUUUGGGGCUCAUGGGAUUCAGGUCAAGUCUGGUCAGGUCUCCUCGUCUGGGGUUUUUGUCCUAUGAACAGAUACUCAGUUGUGUCUCAUGUGUCUACGUUUACUCGUGACUCUGUGCUUGCUUGCACAGAGCAUAGUUAGGUCAGCUCCCAAAAUGCAUUUAGACUUAGAAACAUCAAUUGCUUCAUUUGUAUGCAAAUAGAAAGUGGUGGAUAAUUAUAUAUUAUUCGCCUUUGUGUGAGUUCACUUAAUCCUUGAAGCAGCCUUUGUCUCAAAGGAGCAUGCCCUUCCUGAGAAAGGAUAUGUGAAUGGUACAUUUAUUCCUGGAGAGGGCGGAUUGUUUACACCAUGUCUGGACUUUUGUCUAGUUAGGUAGACAGUUCUGCUACACCAGCAACUCCAUAAAAGAGAAGUCUGCGUAGAUAAAGAAGUAUACAUGGGCACUGUUCUGUGUCUUACUGUACAUUGUGAAUUUUAGCCAACAGAGAAGCAUUUGAAUUGUAGUUUAACUGUCGAGCAAGAGAAUACAGGCAUACUGAGAGAGACUGGAGAUGAAUCUUUUGGUGUCCCGGUGCAUAUAAAAGUUGUGUUUACACUGUACUGUAUCUCUUAAUUGUGCAAUAGUCUUGUGUCUAAAAACAUAUGUAUUUCCUAUUUUAAAAAUAUUACUAAAAAUUACUAGCCAUCA
Suricata suricatta (meerkat) is the source of this 4073-nucleotide messenger RNA. RefSeq names its product VPS33A core subunit of CORVET and HOPS complexes (gene VPS33A). NCBI's taxonomy places the organism in Eukaryota, Metazoa, Chordata, Mammalia, Carnivora, Herpestidae. Gene Ontology annotation, cellular component: CORVET complex; lysosome. Gene Ontology annotation, biological process: intracellular protein transport; vesicle-mediated transport. Bases 18 to 1808 code for a protein of 596 amino acids. The record is from RefSeq and is a predicted model, not a curated record. The transcript is spliced from 13 exons.